Messenger RNA from Somion occarium, 976 nucleotides. The record is from the annotation of a GenBank genome assembly. NCBI's taxonomy places the organism in Eukaryota, Fungi, Basidiomycota, Agaricomycetes, Polyporales, Cerrenaceae.
AGUAGUAUAAAAGGCAAUACCCCUAUCAGCUUAGCUAUAAUGUCGGAUAUCGUCAUACGCCAGAUUACCCCUGAAGUCACCAUAUUUUCGCGGCCAUUCACGCGCUUCUUUGGCCUAUUCCCAAUGGGCGGUCGCUCGACCGCUGUGAAGUUGUCCGAUGGCUCCGUCUGGGUAGUCGCAUCUACACCCUUGAGUCCGGAAACGAAGGAAACCGUUGACAAUAUGGGAAUCGUCAAGUACAUUAUUGCACCUGAUGUUGACCACCACCUCUUCUUGUCCGAAUGGAAGAAAGCCUACCCCGAAGCUCGACUAAUCGGUGUUCAGGGUCUUCCCGAUAAGAUGGAGUCUCAUCGUUGGAAGUACGAUGGGUUGUAUGGAAUUGACUCUUCUGAGACAAGAUACGGUUUUGAGGACGAGAUCCAAUCUUGUUAUUUCUCCGGCUUCUCAAAGAAAGACGUCGCUUUCCUUCACAUUCCAUCAAAAACUCUCAUAGUCGCAGACCUCAUAUUCAACCUACCAGCGAACGAGCAGUUCUCCAAAUCCAAGACAUCUUCCAAGAUCCCAUUCUUAUUCCCAAAGCUUGAACCGUAUGGAAAGGCGAUGAGAGACUUUGUCUGGGGUGAAGGCAAGAACAAGGAUGAGAUGCGAAAAGACGCGAAGACUGUCGCAAGUUGGGACUUUGAACGAAUCAUCCCUUGUCAUGGAGAUGUGAUCGAGAACGACGCGAAGAAAGCUUGGGAGUCUGCUUAUUCUCGUUAUCUUUCUUGAGUUCUGGCUCGAGGUCCUAUUGCACCCACUCAUGAACGUCGAAAACUUGACUGGUCUCGGUCACUGCAUGUUUAGCAUAUGAUCCUCAUUAUCGUACAAGGGUCCUCAGACUCGGAACACGGUCUCGUAGGGGGCAUGAGUACAAGAGACAUGCCUCGAAUGAUAAAGUUAGGGCAUCGAACGAAUUCUCACUUCUCACUUUCUCUCU